AUGAAGAUACACAUUUUUAGACGUAUAUUACACACUAUAUUAAUUCGAAUAAAUCAAAAAACAUUUCGUCAAAAUUUAUUGAUUAGUUUGGGAAUUUAUUCAGUUAUAUCCAUUAUAUAUGUCUACCGUGUAGCAUUAUAUGGUGAAGAAGAUUCAUUUAAUUCAUUCUUUAAACCUCUUUUUGUUAUAAUACCUUUAUCCUUAAGUACAGGCACCAAUACUAAAAUAUUAACAUAUCCAACCAAUUUAACCGAAGCAACAGAAUUAUAUGAAAAACUAAGAUAUGAUACAUCAGGAAGAUGGAUUGAUGAAUACUAUUUAAAAUCAAAUCUAUUGACUGUAACGAUAGGUACUGAUAAAGGUAAAAUAUUGAAUUCUGUUGAUGACUUACAAUUUUAUAACAGUGAUCCAAGAUUAGUUUGGUCAGUAUAUUUGAAUAAUGUUAUGAAUUAUGGAGUCACAAAUGAUUAUAUUAUGCCUUUCUCAUGGUAUGAUUUUGCAGAUUUUACUAUGUAUAACAGAUUAAUCUCAAUAAAGGAGAAACAUUCAAGUACUAUACAAUGCUCUAUUCUAUUACAUCCCUCAUUCGAUAAAACUAAUUUAGAAAGAUGGGAAAAAGAUAUAGGCGAAGAAUUAUUCCAUUCGGAGAGAUUUAAAUACGAUGAUCCCUUUUGGUACAGAUCCUCAAAAAGUUUUACUAAUGUCGCUGUUAAUGUUCCAUCGAAUUAUUGUGAAUUAUUACCAACGAAUAAUACUCAUUUCAAUUUACCAUUAAAUUUAACGGCAUCUAUGGAACGUGUGAGACCAGAAGUAUUUGAUCUACAAGCAAGACACUAUCUUUUAAACACAGUUCAUAACCCAUUAUCAAUAACAUUACUGCAAAGUGAUGAUUAUGUCUAUCAAAUCGAUGUUAAACAAGAAGAUCGUUCCAAUAUGGCCGAAAAUAGAAUGUUACAUGAAUAUAUCGAACAACAACCUCGUGACAAAAUUAAUCAAGAUAUAAAAUUCGAUCAUGAUGCAAUGUAUUCCAAUUUCAUAUCAAGUGACAUAUCAGAAAAAUUUAAAGUUACGAUUCCAGGAUUAAAUAAAAAUGUUUAUGAUGAAGAUUCUGUGAAUCUCGAACUUGAAGAUUUUAAAUUUGAUGCCAAAGGUAAGAUAACGGAACUGAAGGGAAAAGGUAUAUCGAAUUUAACAGCUCAUGAUAAGCAUUAUCUUGAGAGUUUAGAGGUUUCGAUUAACACUCAUCCAUCAAUGGCUUCAAAAUAUUUCAAAGAACCUGGUGGGAUUGUUCAAUUCAAAUCUAUGGGACACCACAGGGAUCAGAGAUUUUUUCAUGGAGCAUUAAUAUAUGAGCAAGUCGAAUAUUCUGCAAAGCUGAAUUCAAUGAUUCGUACUUUUCAAAAAUUCAUUAAAGCGAAUGGCCUUAUCUCUUGGUUAUCUCAUGGUACGUUAUAUGGUCAAUUAUAUAAUGGUUUAGCAUUCCCAUGGGACAAUGAUUUUGAUUUACAAAUGCCAUUAAAACAUUUGCAUUAUAUGGCCCAAUACUUUAAUCAAAGUAUAAUCAUGGAGGACCCUAGAGAAGGUAAUGGGAGGUUUUUACUUGAUGUUGGUACGUCUAUUACUGUGCGUAGACAUGGUAAUGGUUUUAACAAUAUUGAUGCAAGAUUUAUCGAUAUCAAUUCUGGUCUGUAUAUUGACAUCACAGCUUUAGCAGUCACCGCCGAUGUUAUUCCAAUAAGAAAAUUUGAUUUCUAUGAUAUGGAAAAAGCCAAAGAUAUAAAACUGUCAGAUGAAGUUCAAAAUCCAACAAAGGAAGUGAUAGACAAUUACUAUGAUGCCUACACUGGUCUAGCAAAAUUAUCCAUUGCUCAACUAAGAGAUUAUGUCGCCGAACAUCAAAGAGAUUUUGAUAUAAACAGUGUUGAUCAAAUAAUGAAGAUUUAUAACGAUGAAAUUAAAAACUUACCUACUGCGGACACCGUAUCAAGGAACCUUACAGAAGUUCAACGUUAUAUUUUUAAUGAAAAAUUAACUAUGGUCAAUUGUAGAAAUAACCAUUUUAACACUUUGGAAAUGUUAUCUCCCUUAAAACCAAGUAUGUUUCACGGUGUACCUGUCUUAGUACCACACAAAGUGAUAUCAUCUAUGAAGAUAGAGUAUACGGUUUCUCCUAUAUAUGGUUAUAAUGCUUAUGAAAUGCAUACAUUCACCGCCAAAUUAAAUCACUGGGUCCCUAAUUCAAUUAUGAAUAUCAUUAGAAAUGUUGUUAAUGAUAACUCCUUGUUUCCAGUACAUUCCAAUCUAAAGACAUUUAGGUUCAAUGAUUUACUUAGUGUAUUUAAAAAUAUGCUAAUUUCUAGGGAGUUUGAUACCUUUACUGUGAUACACAAUGCCUUUGAUACUGUAACAUAUCGUCAAAAAGAAAUAGAGAUAGAAUAUGACAAUAAAAUGAGUGUUGAGGAUAAAAAGAAAUAUCUACAACAAUUAAGGACAGAAUUUUCUAAGAAUAUGAACUCUCCUGCUAAGGAUCCAAUGCUGUUACAGUAUGAACAAUCCUUAUGGGAUAGAUACGAAAAAAACGCAGAUGUUAUUGAGAUAGAUACAUUAGUUAAUACAAUCAAUGAGAAAAUAUUAAAACAGAGAUGGAAGGCAUAUAGUAUGCUUUAUGAAAGAACAUAUUUCAAGAUUGAUGAUCAAUAUCUGGAUAAUAUUGGAUUAGAAUUGUUUGAAAAUUCAAAAGAGGAAGGGGGGAAAAUAUUUCAAGGGGAUGCUUCCUUAGAUUAG
This is a messenger RNA of Maudiozyma barnettii, 2784 nucleotides long. It is a transcript of the gene MNN14, whose product is annotated as Mnn14p. Lineage: Eukaryota; Fungi; Ascomycota; Saccharomycetes; Saccharomycetales; Saccharomycetaceae. The record is from RefSeq and is a predicted model, not a curated record. The coding region runs from base 1 to 2784 and encodes 927 amino acids. The transcript has a single exon.